Messenger RNA from Homarus americanus (American lobster), 2031 nucleotides. It is a transcript of the gene Urod, whose product is annotated as uroporphyrinogen decarboxylase-like. Gene Ontology annotation, biological process: heme biosynthetic process. The transcript has 9 exons. The coding region runs from base 333 to 1412 and encodes 359 amino acids. NCBI's taxonomy places the organism in Eukaryota, Metazoa, Arthropoda, Malacostraca, Decapoda, Nephropidae. Gene Ontology annotation, molecular function: uroporphyrinogen decarboxylase activity. Gene Ontology annotation, cellular component: cytosol. The record is from RefSeq and is a predicted model, not a curated record.
AAUUCUAAGGUUCAUUAACAACAAUUAACUAUAUGGUAUUGAUCAGUGGUUAAGAAACAUAUACAUUUCAUCAUUUGGGAUGACAGCGGAACAUCAUCUGACAAUUUAUAUCUGAAAUUUUAAUCCAAUUUUGCAAUCUGAACAGCUGCGAUGAUGAACACAAACAAACAGCUGGUCCAGCUGUUGUGUGACGGCGUGACUUACUUCUACUGCAGCAGCCACCGUAUCUCACCGAGGCCGUGACUGGCAUUGUUAAGGCACUGUCAUACAAGAUUUCCCCAGCUUCCAGUUGCUGUUAUUAGUUGUUGCUGAAUAUCUUCAAUCCGCUCAUUAUGGCUGAAGAAAAUGAAUUUCCUGCCAUGAAGAAUGACAGACUACUGCGAGCAGCACGGGGAGAAGAGGUUGAUGUGGUUCCUGUGUGGGCAAUGAGACAAGCUGGACGAUACCUUCCAGAAUUUCGAGAAGAGCGUGCAAAGUGUGACUUCUUCACAAUGUGCCAGACACCUGAAUUGUCAUGUAAAGUUACUCUCCAGCCAUUAAAUAGGUUCCCCCUGGAUGCUGCAAUUAUCUUUUCUGAUAUCCUAGUAAUCCCACAAGCAUUAGGCAUGGAAGUGGAGAUGCGACCUGGGGAAGGUCCUGUCUUUCCUUCCCCUCUUCGUGGACCUGAAGAUCUGACCAAACUAGCGUCACCAGCAGAUGUAUGUUCAAAACUUGAGUAUGUGUUUGAUGCUCUUACACUCACUCGUAAGGAACUUCAGGGAAAAGCACCUCUUAUAGGCUUCAGUGGUGCACCGUGGACAAUAAUGGCAUACAUGAUUGAGGGUAAGGGUUCUAAAACCAUGAGUAAUGCUAAAGGUUGGUUGUACAAGUAUCCAGAAGCGAGCCACCAACUUCUGAAAAUAAUUACAGAUGCAACAGUUAAUUAUCUUGUUGGCCAGGCAAAGGCUGGAGCUCAGAUACUACAAGUGUUUGAGUCACAUGCAGAACAUCUAGGACCAGAUUUGUUUCGAAACUUUGCAUUACCAUGCUUGAAGCAAAUUUGUGAUGAAGUUAAAGAACGUGUAUCACAGCUUGGCUUGAAAAAUAUUCCUAUGAUAGUGUUCCCAAAGGGUGGUCAUUUUGCCCUAAAGGAUCUUGCUGCAUUGAAUUAUGAAGUUAUUGGUAUUGAUUGGACAGUGGAUCCCAUCUUAGCUCGACAAAUUGUUGGCCCAAAUAAAACUCUUCAAGGGAACUUGGAUCCUUGUGCUCUUUAUGCAGAUAAGAAAUCUAUUGAUGGUGCUGUGAAAGAGAUGAUACAGAAGUUUGGUCGUGAUCGCUACAUUGCCAAUCUUGGGCAUGGAAUGUACCCAGAUAUGGAUCCAGAGCAUUUAGCAGCAUUUGUUGAAGCUGUUCAUAAAUACUCCAAGAAAUGAGCUACUCCCCAACUUACGAAGGGGUUAGAGACCGACAUCAAAGUCGGAAAUGCUUGAACAAUACAUAGAAAAUUGAAAAUGGGUGUCUCUUUUUCUUCUCAUCACCACAAAACACUCACUUUUAAGUUUGUCAGCCAUUUUAAAGUGAAUUACAGAUGAAAAUUUUGUCUGUGUACUGACUUUGGAACUCGAAAAUAUGUAAUUUAACCAAAUUGAUCUGCUUAACGUUGUUUCGUAUAAUGUCGCGUUUUUAGGAACAUAACCCCGACGUUAAGUGAGAACUUACUGCAGUGCAUUAGUGGUCCAGUUAGUGACCUGAGGUGGGGGAUCUCUCUCCCUACCCAAACCCAAACUUGUGCACUUGACAACAUCCUUCCAGCUGAUUUAAAAAUUAAUAGUAAAUAAAUUUGUACUCUGGAACAAAAAAAAAUUGAGAUUUGAAAAUUAGGCCUGUGACUCUACAUCACUAAUUGAUACAUAGAGAUAUAGUUGUAGAUGUAUUUUGUUUCCCUUUGAACAUAGUACAGUAACAAAAAAAAUUACAUCUAAACAGGAACCUUUGAGACACAACAGUAUUCAAAAAUAUUUUUUUUUAUUUAUUAAAGUUGUUGGAAAUACA